Molecule: messenger RNA, 261 nt
Organism: Paraglomus occultum
Lineage: Eukaryota; Fungi; Glomeromycota; Glomeromycetes; Paraglomerales; Paraglomeraceae
Source: the annotation of a GenBank genome assembly
AUGACCAUUAUAUGUGAAAUAAUCUGGCUAUUUGCCAAUGAUCCUAUUAGAAUAAUCUGGUUAUUACAUUCAAUCCUCUACUUUUCUCAAUGGGACGUCAACUAUCUCCUUCCUACCAUUCUCUCUUCAACUUCCUUAAGAAAAAACAUUUCACCUAAGCCAGAUUCCUUCACGAGGCACCAUAGUUGUCUCUCAGCGUCGUACACUCCAUCAAUGGCUGGAUCGAUGGAAGUGCGAGCAUCCGCUGAGGAGAGAGUGUGA